AUGAUAUUGAUAGACGAUGCCAAAUACUCGUGUAUGGAGUGUAUACGAGGGCACAGAUCAAGUCUGUGUAGGCAUCAUACAAGACCGUUGCUUCAAGUUAGAUCUAAGGGCAGACCCAAUGUUCAUGCUAAUGGUAACCCAAAUCAUAGAAUAGCAGUUUUCGCAGAAGAAAUUGAUAAAAAUAAUAGCAAUAGUACAGGAAAUAACAAAGGAAAUUGUGAAAAUAAGAAGACUCCAGUAGUAAUAUUAAAAGCAUCUCCAAAACAAGUCAUUGACUUAAAUAAUGGUCGAAUUAUAGGCCCAUACCAGGAAGAUAUCACAAUAGAUGAAAGUAGUAAGCCACCAUUACCGAUAAUUAAUAGCAAUAGUUUCAUUAACACAACGUCAUGCUGCUUGAAUGGGAUAAGUAAGCCAAAAAAAUCAUGCGGAUGUUGUUCAAAUAAGACGAAUAAAAAUAUCAAUAAACUGAAAAUAUUGAAGACAUACCUCAAAAAGCACAUGAAGCCCGAAAAUGAAUGUAAAUUUGUUGAAUACUCCAAUCUGAUACAAAUAAAGAAAGAGAAUGACGACGAAGACCAAAAUAGAGGUAGUAAACAUUCGAUAGUAAUAGAUAAUGAUAAUGAUAAAGAUAACGGCAAAAUCAAGCCCGCUAACGAUAGCUUAUUGUAUGACGUGGUUAAAAUACCUUCUUGUUCAAUACCAGGGUCUUGUGGAUGUGAUAGUAAUUGUGCUUGUGAAGGAUGUUUUGUACAUGGUAAUGUCAAUGUGAAUGAAUUAAACAACAACCAAUUCAGUAACUUAAUUAAUUAUGCAAACAACAACGAAAUAAGGAUGCCUCAGGAUAUAAUGAGUAAUUAUGCUAAUAAGUUGAGCGACAUGACUCGUGGGCAAAUGUAUAAUGGCAUAUCUAAGGGAAUUACAAAUUCAGGUGCUGAUAUGAAUAACGUCUUUGCUAAUAACAUUUUGGAAACUAAUAAUAGUACGAUAUAUGCUAACUCACACUCGCAUCUAGGUAAUUUUGAAAAUGAAGACCUGCUUACUUCCAGCACAAAUAGCACAUCGACCAACCUAACACAAUCUAACGAUAUGAGCAUGUUAAACGGCCAAAUGUAUAACUUACAAACGGAUAUAAGCCAGCAACAUCCAAAUCAAAAUCAUUCGCAGAGAUUAAUGCAAGCACCAUUACAGGGAUACGGACAGGAACAAGCACCAGGUGGGCCUCAAAUAGAGAAAGAUAUAGAAUCUAAGACUUGUUCUUGUUCGAACGAUUGUGAUUGUUUUAAUUGCGAGACCCAUGGAAUUAUCAAUGGAAUGAAGCUAGAUGAUAUAUUUAAUCAUAUGGUGCCGGCAGAUUAUAAAGAUCUAAUAAAUUCCAUAGGAGUUGAUAGAGACGGUGCUAACACUAGUAAUAUUCUGAUAGUGGCACCAAUGAUUAAUUCGUCAAGUGAAAAUGUGUCUAGCAAUUCUUCAGAGAACUUGGAUGCUGAUUUAACCAACCGGAAAGCUUCCAGUUGUUGUGGAAGGUAG
Molecule: messenger RNA, 1527 nt
Organism: Debaryomyces fabryi
Lineage: Eukaryota; Fungi; Ascomycota; Pichiomycetes; Serinales; Debaryomycetaceae
Gene: MAC1
Product: Mac1p
Exons: 1
Coding region: 1-1527 (508 amino acids)
Biological process (GO): intracellular copper ion homeostasis; intracellular iron ion homeostasis; positive regulation of transcription by RNA polymerase II
Cellular component (GO): nucleus
Molecular function (GO): copper ion binding; DNA-binding transcription factor activity, RNA polymerase II-specific; RNA polymerase II cis-regulatory region sequence-specific DNA binding
Source: RefSeq, a predicted model, not a curated record